AGUAGUUCGUGUAUUCAGGAAGUGGACUUUCGUGUUUAUUUAUUUUCGAUGUUAACAGCUUUGGGCGCUUUGAAGUUGACCUGUAGUUUUAAUGCCACUCUUGUAAUGAAGUAAUCGCGUCUAAAGUGAUUCUUUUAGUGAAUAUUUUGAGAUUAUUUCAUCUACAAGCUUCAGAAAAUGGAAUUCAACUAAUGCAUUGCAUAGUCAUGGAUUGGUGCAGAAAUGUGAUGGCGGUAUAAAAAAUUUCUUUGGAAAAUGUCGAACCGGAACUACCCUCUACCACAAUUACUAUUCGCCAUGGAUAUGCUGCCUCUGGAUGGUGAACAUUUUCGUAAUAAUAAUAAUCAAGAUACUCUGUGGCAUUUGCGAGAUCGUCUUUUCCAUGUCUUAUUUGAAAGAGCUACAGUUGCUUAUGCCACAACUUUUCCAAAAUGUUUUCGGAAGUUCUUAGAAAUUGUGUUCUUAGUUUCAGCUGUGAUAUCUCUUUUUACUCUUGCAUAUAUUCAUAUGGCAUUUGUUCAAGUCCCAGUUAAUUGCUUAGAAACAGAAACUCAAACAUGGUCUCGUGAAGGAGUAUUAAGAGUCGAAAUAUCUCUGGAAGAACCAACCACAGACUCAGUUGACAUGUCUCAUUAUUGCAAUGACAUGAAACAGCCACCUUUGCGAAAUCCAGUCAUACCUUCAAGUGAUUCUUCAAAAACUGUAGAGACUAUUGAAAAUCAAAUGAAACUUGCAACUGCUAAUUCAGAAUUAGCUAGUGAUAAUGGUAUAGAAAAUUUAGAAUUAGAUGCUGAAAAGACCCCUGAAUUUAUCAAUAGAACCUUAGAGUUUAAAGACAGUGUGUCUGAUCCAGAUUGCCUAUCUCCUCUAAGAACUAUGUUGUCUGACAUGGAAAUGUUUACAAAUACUGUGUGGCCCCAAGAUGAAUACAUUAUUGAAUAUUCCUUGGAAUAUGGAUUUCUAAGAUUAUCCACAGCAGCUAGGCAAAAUACAAGCGUUAAAGUGUUAACUGUUACACUAGAUCCUUUAAAAGACAAGUGCUUUGGAAAUUAUCUAAGUCAGUUUGUUCUUAAGUAUGUUGUUGGUUAUGGAGAUGUAUUAAUGAGUAGUUUAAAGUAUUUAGUCGACAAAGAUGAAAAUAAAGGUUUUGUCAGGAAUGUAGUUACUGGAGAGAAUUAUCGAUUUGUCGAUAAAAGCACUACCUGGACGGCAUACUUUCCAGCAGCUUUUAUUAUGAUGGUGUUUACUCUAUCAAUUUCAAUGUUGUUGCGAUAUUCUCAUCAUCAGAUCUUCAUGUUCAUAGUUGAAUUGCUCCAUGUAUUUGAAUUUAACACCAGUGUCAGUUUCCCUGCUGCUCCAUUAUUGACUGUUGUUUUAGCUUUAGUUGGGAUGGAAGCUAUUAUGUCGGAGUUUUUCAAUGAUUCUUCAACUGCAUUUUACGUCAUUUUAAUUGUGUGGAUUGCUGAUCAGUAUGACACAAUAUGCUGUCACACACCAGUCAGUAAAAGACACUGGUUAAGGUUUUUCUACUUAUAUCACUUUGCUUUUUAUGCUUACCAUUAUCGUUUCAAUGGGCAGUAUAGCAAUCUUGCACUUGCUACAUCCUGGCUUUUUAUUCAGCAUUCCAUGCUUUUCUUCUUUCAUCGGUAUGAGCUCCCUGCUGUCGUGCGUUCAAAUGAACCACUACUAGAGAACGGGCAUAAUAAUUCUCCACAAAUAGAAAAUGAUAGCUUGCCAUCUGACGCAGGUGCUGCAACUGAGAAUCAGCAGGAGCAUAGCCAAAGCCCCCUUCGCUCUAGAACUCAAAGCAAUCAAGAUAACUCCAGCACCUCCAGUGCAGCUUCAACUAGUACAAAUAAUGAUAGUGACUCUUGUACGUCUGGAGCUUCCUUAGAGAACGGCAGAAAGGCAUCUUCAAAGAAAGAAGAAACUUGUUUGCAAGCUUGUCGGCCCCAGCUAGUUUCCUAGGAUGUCUCUUCUUCGUCAUUUAAACUAAUUUAUUUAUAGUUCUAUAUGAAAACUCUCAUAAUUAUAAGACUCGCAUAAACUUCGUACUUUUAGGAAAAAUAUUAUAAUAAUUAUUAUUAACAUUGCUUAAUUUAUGUUCUUUUUCUGUCAAAUGUUCUGAAUUUGGUGAUUGGAAAUUUUUGAUUUCUUUGAUUUUAAUUGAAAAUUACGAAUCCAUUUCAGAAAUAUAUAGGUGUAAAUAUAUGCAAUAUCCAUAACAAUGUUUUUUUUGUCAUUUUCCAGAUCCUUAAAUGUGUUGUGUUACAUGUUAGUUACUGUUUUUUUUUUUAAAUCUGAUUUUUGAUGAACUGUCAUCUUUGUUUUUCUGCAUUGGAUAUUUUUUUUUUCAUUUCUGCCGUCUGCGGGUAAAUGGCAUUAUCUGCAGAAAUCAGUCUUUGAAAUACUUGAAGAAACGCAUUUUAGAAUCAAUACUAAUAAUAGGAAAAUGUUUGAUUUAGACUUUUUUUGCGCUUUUUUUCAGCGGAAACCAAAUAAGCAAGCUUGUACAAUAAAGCUAAUGUACAAUGUGUUAAUGGACAAAGAUGCAAAAAACAUGAUUUUGUAGUUACUGCUCUUUACUUUCCCAUGGUAGAUUUGAUUAAGGUAAGUAUGUUCCUUUUUAAAAAUAAAAAAUGUGUGCAUGUUCGUGGGAAUUUACUUUUUAGAUUCACAUAUGAGGACGAAUUCAAAACUGCAUCUCAUCACAUAUUUAUUCACUUAAGAUAUUUCUUAAAAGAAUAUUCAAUUUGUGAAUAAGAUUUACAUCUUAUAAUUAAGUUAAAGUGAAUUAUUUAUUCUGCGUUUUUAUUUGUGUCAUUUGAAUCCAUUUUAAGUCAAAUUCUUUUAUGAAAUGUUGAUUUUAGUGUUUCAUUUAGUUUUUAAUUCAAUGAGAAGUGAAGUUUUAAAAAUUUCAAUUCCUUGAGUGUGUAAUUGAGUUACCAUUGUUGCUGUUUUUAUGUAUGUAGUGUGUUACAUGCUUUUAUUUGUAGAUUGCAAUCAUCAGUAGAACAUGCUUCAUGUUAUUGUGGGAACUUGGGACUUCCCAUAUGUAGUGAAAGUUACAUAAAUCAAGAUUCUUUGCAGCCACAUUUCUAGUGUUUAAAUUUUAGCUAUAUAUUAUUGAUGCAUAUUUUAUGUUUCAGUGGCAUAUAGUAAAGUAUUUAAAUUUAUUAAAAUAUAAAUUAUUACUUUAUCAUGGAAUGGUAUUAUUUUGUGCAAAUUAAUAUGUCUGAAUCUGAAAUAAAUAAAAGAAUUUUAGUCAAAAA
Molecule: messenger RNA, 3272 nt
Organism: Uloborus diversus
Lineage: Eukaryota; Metazoa; Arthropoda; Arachnida; Araneae; Uloboridae
Product: membralin-like
Exons: 12
Coding region: 256-1968 (570 amino acids)
Biological process (GO): positive regulation of ERAD pathway; response to endoplasmic reticulum stress
Cellular component (GO): endoplasmic reticulum
Source: RefSeq, a predicted model, not a curated record